Molecule: messenger RNA, 1716 nt
Organism: Kluyveromyces lactis
Lineage: Eukaryota; Fungi; Ascomycota; Saccharomycetes; Saccharomycetales; Saccharomycetaceae
Gene: VBA1
Product: Vba1p
Exons: 1
Coding region: 1-1716 (571 amino acids)
Biological process (GO): transmembrane transport; basic amino acid transport
Cellular component (GO): fungal-type vacuole membrane
Molecular function (GO): basic amino acid transmembrane transporter activity
Source: RefSeq, a predicted model, not a curated record
AUGAACCAUUCAACUGAUGAAACCACUCGGUUAUUAAGCAACCGUAUAACGUCAUCAUCGGCCGAUGAGGAUGAUCUUGAAGAAAUGUAUCAUAGGCAUAACUUAGCAUUGCCUAAAGGACCGAUUCUUUAUUCACUAUGGAUGGGUAGUUUCUUGGGAUCGUUAGACUCCACCAUUGUUGCUAAUAUUAUGAACAAAGUUGCUGAAGAAUUUGAAGAAUCUGACAAGAAGCAAUGGAUUGUGACAAGUUUCUUAUUGACUAAUACUGCUUUCCAGCCGUUGUAUGGUAAGCUGUCGGAUUUAGCAGGUAGAAAAACGGCAUUAAUGGUAGCUCAUUCGUUCUUCCUUGUCGGAUGUCUGUUCACAGCUCUUUCUCGUAAUUUGGUCGAAUUUUCCAUUGCCAGAGCAGUAUGCGGUAUGGGAGCAGGAGGUAUCAGUGCACUCAGUAGCAUCAGUGUAAGCGAUAUUUGUACCCCAAAGGAGAGAGGCGUGUACCAGGGAUAUGCGAAUGUUGUAUUUGGUACAGGGUCAAUGUUAGGUGGCCCUAUUGGUGGUUGGCUCAUGGAUUCUUUUGGGUGGAAGGUUAUAUUUGCUGGACAGGUUCCAUUGAUCAUGACUUGUAUGUUCCUUGGAUACAGAAACGUGAAUAUCAAGUUGUUGCACGUUCCACCAAGACAUGAACGCUAUAGAUGGGAAAACAUAAAACGGAUUGAUCUUGGAGGCUCGAUCUCUUUGAUUGGUACGAUAUCAGGGUUCUUAUGUCUAUGUUCUACGGACCUUAAUAAACCAUUGUUAGCAACACUGACACUGCUUUCACUUGUAUUAUUUAUUAUGAACGAAUUAUACUGGGCCCCUGAACGUAUCAUCCCUACCGAUCUACUUUCAGGAACGUUCGGAAUAACCUCGUUACUAACGGUCUUUUCCUCCUUUAUUGCGUUCGGUGAUGUGUUUAGGAAUCCCGUAUACCUUCAAUUAGUCCAAAACAUUUCUCCUACCAGCACCGGUGGGUUCCUAUUGUUUUCCAGCAUAUCAAGUGCCCUUGCAAGUCUAGCUACUGGGUGGAUCUUGAGAAAUACGAGCCUAGGUCUAGCUACUUGUUCAUAUCUGUUGAUUACCAUUGCUGUCUGUCUACAUUUCAUUUCCCUUUCAUUGGGUUAUACUACCAUAUCACACCUGGAACCGAACCCUACAUCCCAUGUCAGCGCUUUAGACACUAGUGGUACCAAUUACUGGUUCACUUCAAAUCAGUUCAGGUGGAGAGUCCUUUACGUUAUAGCAAUGAUCUUGAACAGUUGGGGUUACGCAUCACUCUUGGUAGCAACGUUGGUUAGUAUUGUAUUCACUAUUCCCAAAUCUCAACAGGCCACUAUCACCGGCUGUUUCUACUUAUGGAGAUCUAUUGGUACUGUUCUUGGAGCCAGUUCUGUUCUCACUAUUUUUGAAUCUUCGGCAACCACUAAGUUAUACCAAUAUUUGCAUCCGAUUAACAUGGAUAAAGAGUACGAGUCACUAAUUCACGAUACUAGUUUCCUAAGAAAUCAUUUUAGUGGAAAGAUAUUGCGUGAUUUGUUAGAAAUCUACAACGAAUCCUUUUUGAUCUCCUACAUUCCUACAUUUGCAGUUAGCAUACUCGCAUUGAUCAUCGCAUUCAAGCUAUUCAUUUCCUGCGAUAAAGAAGUUACAGAAACGAAAGACGACUCAUCCGAUUCAAGUUGA